AUGGAAGUAUUAAGUACAGCGGAUGUGAUAAGACCAAGAAUAAAAAGAAGCCGAAGUAUAUAUGAAAGGGAAGAAACUAAUCAAGAGAACAGCCAGAAUCAUCAUCAAAUAGUUCUUUAUGGAGGUUCAAUUAGAAAUCAUUCAUUAAAUUAUGCAUGGAAUGCUUAUUUUGAUAAGAAUAAAGUAAAAAAGAAUAUAAUGGUUUGUUGUGAUUUGAAUAAGAUAUGUAAUGAUAUAUUGAAAGGAGUGGAGAAUAAUAGUUUGACUAUUAAAACAUUUUCUUUUUUAUUAAUAGGUGUAUGUAAUAUAUAUAAAAAGAAGGUAUAUUUUAUUGGUCAAGAUUAUGACUUUUUGAAAAGGAAAAUAUUGUCUUUGUAUAAGAAUAAAGAAGAUAAUUUGAAUGAAUUAAUAAAUAAUAAAGAAACAAAAAAAAGGAAAGGUGGUGGUAAAGACAAUGUUGAAGAUAAUAAUAAUACUAAUAAUAAUACAAAUAAAAGAAGAAUGAGUCGUACUUCUCUUCAUAUAAAGAGAGGAUCUAUAGGAAUGAAUGAAUUAUUACCAUCUGUAAUUGAUGACUUUACAAGUAGGAGGUCUCGUUUUUCAUUAAAUGCUGAUGAAAUAAGUAUUGCUGGUACACAACAAAAUAGUUAUGAUAUAUUUAAUGAAAAUGAAAUUAAUAAUCAGAUGAUGUUAGAUAUGUCAGGAUAUAAUUAUGAUAAUAUGCAUGGAGAACAUGUUAUGGAACAAGUUUUAGAUGCUUCUUAUAUUUCAAGAAAUAGUAUUCCUUUAAACAAUUUAGAAGGAUUACAUUUUAAUAGAGCAUUAUCUGAAUCAUUUAAUCAUAUGGAUAAUAUAAAUUUGGAUAAUUCUAUAUUGAAUAAUAUGAUACCAAAGAAUAUGUUUUCUAAUAUUGAAGCUUCAAUGAAUGAAAAAAGUGUAAUGGGAGAUAUGAACAAUUUAGAAUUAAAUUCUUUACACAGAAGUGAGCUUUAUUCUCCUGUUAAUGAUAUAUACAAAAUUCAGGAUAAUAAUAAACAUAUUAAUGAUAACAAUAUAAAUCAUAUGAAUAAUAUUAAUAUAUCUCCUUUUUCGAAUAUAGCAGGAGCAAAUGAAUAUACAAAUGAUAAUGUUUAUAAUAAUAUACCUAAUGAGUUUUCAAAUAUGCAAAAUAUGAAUAGUUCAAAUUUUAUGGGAAAUUUUAAUAGUAUAAAUAAUUCUAUAAAUAACAGAAAUGAUUUAUAUAACUUAAAUCCAUUUAUGAGUAUGCAAUCAAUGAAUCACGAAAUGAAUAAUAGAAAUAAUUAUCCUUUUGAACCUCGUAUUACUAAUUAUGGUAAUAUAGAUGCUAGAAGUGAUGUAGUAGUAGGAAGUAUAUUUAGUCCUAUGAAAAAAAAAAAUGUCCCAAAAAAAAAUGAUUAUGAAAAUAUGUUAAAUUUUGAAACGUAUCAGAAUUUUGAUUAUUUUGAUCAAAAGGAUGAUGAUGCAUUUAUAAAAAAAUUGAAUACAUUGCUGGGCUUGGAUGAGACAGAGGAAAUUGUCUUAAAUGAAAAAAAUGAUGAUAAAAAUGAUGAUGAAAAUAAUGAUGAAAAUAAUAAGGAUACACAAAAGGUUAAUGAUACUAACAAUGUUGUGAAUAAUUCAAAUUCUUUAGCAAGUGAACAAAAUAAUCAACUAGCGUUACAUGAAAAAGAUAAAGGAAAAGAAAUUAUUGUUGAUGAACAAGAAAAUCAAAAUAUGAAAAAAAGAAAAUUAGAAAAACAUAUUAUUGAUAGAAAUUACAUAAUAAAAGAUUCUGUAAUAAAAAGUAUGUUUCGAGAUGAACGUGUAGAUUAUAAAUAUUUUUUAAUUGACACUAUAAAUAAUGAAAUAUAUGAAAAAAUAGAAAAAGAAUAUCCAGGUUAUCAAUGCUUCUUUUUACAAACUAGUAGUGAUAAAAUAAAACCAGUACAUAAAUUAGAAAUAAAUUUUGGCUAUGAAUCAUUUGAUCAUGAAAAGAAAAAGAAAGAAUUAGAAAAUUAUUUAAUAUCCUUAGGAAAUAAUAAAUCUAUAUUAUUUGAGAAUAAGAAUGUAAUUAUGGAUAAUUUUAAUAUCAAAAAGUGUUUAGAUAAUAUAGAUGAACACAUGAUGUAUUAUAAUGAAAAUGAUAGUUUAUCUAAUAAUUUUUUAUCCUUUGAAGAUAAUAAUGAAGAAUACAUAGAAGGUUAUGAUAAUAAUAUUCAUAAUGAUGAUAAAAAUAAAAAUGAUAAUGAUGAUGCAUAUGAUGAUAUGCAUUUUGAACAGGUAAGAGAAGAAAUCGGUGCAUUAGAUUUUAAUACUUCACAUAAUAUACAUGCUAAUGAUAGUAUAUUUAAUAAAGAUAGAUUCAGUAUAGAUCCUAUGUUAACUCAAAAUGAGCAACUUGAUUUAAAUUUGAAUGAUUUAAAUUUUAAAGAUGAUAUAGAAUCAAGAAUUAAUAUAGAAAGUCAAAUGUCUAAAAGUUUAAAUAUCUAUAAAGAUGGUGACAGUAUCACAGAAAAAAAUGAUAAUAUAACUAGUGAUAUAAAUUUUGUAAAUGACAAAUUAAAUUCUGAAUUUAAUUCGUCUCCUUUAAAUUUAUCUAUUUCAGAUAAUUAUGAUUUUUCAAAUAUAUUUAGUAAAGAUAAUCAAAGUUCUUUAUAUUCAAUAUUAGAAGAUAAAAAUAUAGAAAUAGAUAUAAACCUCAAUCAAGAUUUUGAUGUUAUUGCAAGAGAAUUAUUAGAAGUAUAUAAAAACCUAUCGAAAAAAAUCAAUUAUAUCUUUUUUGAUAUGAUAACUAGAAAUAGAAAAUCAAAAGAUGAAGUAUCUAUUUUAUUUUAUGUUACUUUACAUUUGGCAAAUUUAGGAUAUAUAUACGUAAUGCAAAAACCAAUAUUACCUGAACAAUUAAAUUAUUAUGAAGAGCAUUUUUCAAGACCUAUAUUAAUACAAUAUAUUGAGAAAAAAAAAAAUUGA
Molecule: messenger RNA, 2970 nt
Organism: Plasmodium adleri (nom. inval.)
Lineage: Eukaryota; Apicomplexa; Aconoidasida; Haemosporida; Plasmodiidae
Product: conserved Plasmodium protein, unknown function
Exons: 1
Coding region: 1-2970 (989 amino acids)
Biological process (GO): synaptonemal complex assembly; mitotic sister chromatid cohesion; replication-born double-strand break repair via sister chromatid exchange
Cellular component (GO): cohesin complex; synaptonemal complex
Molecular function (GO): chromatin binding; protein binding
Source: RefSeq, a predicted model, not a curated record